AUGAAUUCACCUAUUUCCUCACCUUCACACUUGGACUCUCAAAAAUCUAUCUACAUAUGCACAACCACAGUCAACUCCCGAGCACCCCUUCUCGACAAUGCUGAGCAGAGUCCUUGUCGAUCCAACUACCAAGACCAGUUGACCACUAUCGGCCGAUAUGAGACACUGGAGACCACUUACUACGGCUCCCAUCCCAUUAAUUCGUCCACCAGUGACUACCUAGCACUUUCUUCACCUUCGGGCGUCUCGCCUCUUUCUUCCCUGUCAUUACACUCUUCCACAGACCCUCGGAACCUAAGUCUUCAGGCUCUAGCAGACUCCAGAUCUAACUCUCAGUUGUCUGGCUCCACUACCAAACAAGACGGUUUUUCUGUCGAUAGUGCAGAUGGCCAAAAAUUCAUACCGUCACCCCCGGCCACCAUUGGCCACUUUUCUGUCGGCCACAGGCUUAUGCUAGCGAAAGAGACCGAGACGGGACAAACGAUAUCAACAGCCUUAGGCAGAAUUCAAGCUCAUCAAGCUGGCUUGGCUGGAGACUUCGAGACCUUAACGCCAAAGAGCCGACAACACAUAGAUCUCAAAAUAAAAGAGAAAGAGGAUAAAAUGAUUAGACGGGACUACGAACAACGGAAAAUGAAUGCUUUGAUAUCUCAGGCGGUAACUAAAGGCCUUGGUCUUCAAAUGAGCGGGACCCUUAACCUGGAAAACCAUCCUGCUGGUUUUGCAGCUACCAAAUCUGAUCGUAAUGAUGUAUGGAAUCAAGCCAUCAUCAUGGAGAAUGAUACCACUAAUUCGCUACAACCAUUGACGAAUACACAUAUUCAGAGCUGUCAAGGUAAUCAUGCCCAACGGCUCCUCUUUGAUGACAUAAAAAAGUAUGGCCUUCAAAAAACAAAUACUCUUCAAGUUCAGCACCAUGAGCUUCCAAACCGAGAAGUGGUAGUUUAUCACUUGCCUGAUGAUCAGCCUGCUUACCAUCAUUAUUCUAACGAACCUUCUCAUAGUAAUACUGAUAGAAAACAAUGUCAUCAUUGCCACCGACACCGCUAUCGCCAUCGUCAUUCACGCCAUCGACAGGACGGGCCGCACGUCUUUAACUGGCGGCUUCAUGCUGAAACUGUAGAAUCAUUUGUCGGAAAAGAAGCCCUAAUAACUAAUAACUUUAGCCAACAACAUUCUCCGAUCCCUUUGGUACCCAGGGAUGGGCGAGGAGAAGAUCCACUUAUGACACCUCCCAUUUAUACGUCUAUCACUAGCAUCAGUGAAACUUCUCCCGACAGGAACGCGGUAGAGAUAGGCCAAUUCAGUCCAGGCGUGAGUCUGACACUGCCUGGCGAGGCUUGUUUGACCAGCUCUCCUCCAAUUUUACACAGCGCUGUGGCUACCGUUGCUGUCAGCCCGUCGCCGUACGGGAAUGCGGAGACAGCGAGGCUACCAGAAAGCCUCUGUCAACCAACUUUGGUGGAUCAAAGUAUUUCAGUAGGUGAUCAAGUUGACUUGUUUCGUUCAGCAGGACCUGGUUCGAUAUCCCAACUCAAUUCUCGGGAAGCUCUGACUCAGUCAGCAAACCCUAUUUUUGUGGAGGUGAGUGAAAUGGCGCCCUGA
Molecule: messenger RNA, 1605 nt
Organism: Protopolystoma xenopodis
Lineage: Eukaryota; Metazoa; Platyhelminthes; Monogenea; Polystomatidea; Polystomatidae
Source: the annotation of a GenBank genome assembly